Messenger RNA from Fraxinus pennsylvanica, 861 nucleotides. Lineage: Eukaryota; Viridiplantae; Streptophyta; Magnoliopsida; Lamiales; Oleaceae. The record is from the annotation of a GenBank genome assembly.
AUGUCGGAUGAGGAAAGAGAGGAGAGGGAGUUGGAUCUCACCUCUCCUGAAGUUGUCACUAAAUACAAAUCCGCUGCUGAAAUUGUGAACAGUUACAAUUCCGAACCCUAUAUCACUGUGCGCACUCAUUUUGUAGAUAUGGGGUGUCAAAUAGAUGGUUUUAUUGCCGUUGUUGCGCACACUCAUGUUCUUCAGCAAGGACCAGUUACCGGAAGGGCAGCUGAUGUUAUUGCUGCAGCAAAUACUGCUGCUGAGGUUGCUAUGAGGCUCGUCAGGCCGGGGAAAAAUGUUGUAUUGAGUGUUUCAGCACCCGAAACGCGAGUUGAUGAUGCUGAAUUUGAGGAGAAUGAGGUUUAUGCUAUCGAUAUAGUUACAAGCACUGGUGACGGCAAGCCCAAGUUAUUGGAUGAGAAACAGACAACCAUAUAUAAGAGAGCUGUUGACAAGAAUUACCACCUAAAGAUGAAAGCAUCUCGAUUCAUAUAUAGUGAGAUAAACCAGAAGUUUCCAAUCAUGCCAUUUACUGCUAGGGCUUUGGAAGAGAAGCGCGCUCGACUUGGCCUUGUAGAAUGUCUGAAUCAUGAUCUCUUGGAGCCAUAUCCUGUUCUUCAUGAGAAACCUGGUGAUCUUGUUGCACACAUCAAAUUUACUGUUUUGUUAAUGCCAAAUGGAUCGGACCGCAUCACGUCCCAUUCUCUACAGGAGCUGCAGCCUACUAAAACAGUAGACGACCCCGAGAUAAAAGCCUGGUUAUCUUUAGGUACAAAGACUAAGAAAAAGGGUGGCGGGAAAAAGAAGAAAGGUAAGAAAGCCGACGAGGCGGCCAAUGAAGAAGCUAAGGAUGAAAAUUCACAAGGAUGA